This is a messenger RNA of Xylaria bambusicola, 1665 nucleotides long. Its product is annotated as cytochrome P450 3A5. Lineage: Eukaryota; Fungi; Ascomycota; Sordariomycetes; Xylariales; Xylariaceae. Gene Ontology annotation, molecular function: heme binding; oxidoreductase activity, acting on paired donors, with incorporation or reduction of molecular oxygen; iron ion binding. The record is from RefSeq and is a predicted model, not a curated record. Bases 1 to 1665 code for a protein of 554 amino acids. The transcript has 5 exons.
AUGGACUUGGCGGUUUGUGCAGCACUCACAGCGGCAGAGUUUCAUCUAUCACUUGUGAAUCCGAGAACGGAGAAAACUUUAUACUUCAGCCGGAUCACCGGUUUAUUUCUCUUCAGCUACUCCCUUGUCAAAUUCUAUCGUAUCUACCUAUACCCUCGUUUCUUUUCGCCCCUCAGGCACCUCCCUGGGCCUCAGGAUAACAAUGUCAUCCUCGGUCAAGAAUUGAACAAGUUGAAAAACGACAAUCCUGUCGGACUACAAUUGAGCUGGUCUCGACAAUGGCCGGAUGCCCCUUUCAUCAGAUAUCUAUCUAUAGCUGGUAGAGAGGCCUUGGUUGUGAACAGCCUAGCUGCCCACAAAGCCGUUCUGCAAACGCAUGUCUAUGACUUCGUCAAGCCGCCAUUCUUCUCGCGCUUGGUGGGAGAGAUCACGGGAGUUGGCCUCUUAUUUGCUGAAGGGGAGAACCACAAGCAUCAACGGAAGCUACUCGCAGGCCCUUUCUCCGUCCCGAGUACGAAAAAGAUCUUGCCUGUUUUCCAACGGAGUGUGGAAUCACUUUCAAAAGACUUCGAAAUGGCUCUCGGAAACAAACCUUAUGCUUCAAUCGAAGUUAUUGACACAUUGUCGAAGUCAGCCAUGGACAUUAUCUGUUUAACAGUUCUAGGUAUCGAGCUCGGCACUAUGUCUUCCAAUUUCCAAGACCUGUUCACAAGAGUACUCCAUCAAAGUCCUCUUGGGCAACUCCUUUCAGCCAUCAAUGCCUUCAUCCCUAUCCGAAGGCUAGUCCCUUUAGAAGCCAACAGGAAGUUCAUAGUGGCAAACAAGGAUUUGAGACAAAUGCUUCGCGACAUUAUUGAAAAGCGCAGGACAGACCUGAGAAAUGGGACCUUCACGAUGGAGGCGGGGGAAUCUCGUGACCUACUAACGUAUAUUCUCGAGGAAUCAGAGCUUCAGCGACAACAAACGGGCCGAGAUCCUUGGUCUUUAGAAGACAUCACUGGUCACGUAUGUCACGAGAGCACAGCCAAUGGUGUCUCAUGGGCACUCUAUGUUCUGUCAACAAAACAUGAGAUUCAAGACCUUUUGCGAGCGGAGAUCCGUGAAUUGCUUGAGAGCUUUGGCGAGCCUACAUACGAAGAUAUAAAUGGGCUGCCCUAUUUACAUAACUUUGUUCGGGAAACCUUGCGUGUUUACUCACCGUCACUCAUGAGUCCACGCCAAGCCUCCAAAGACAUAAUAAUAGAAGGGGUGCGCAUACCAAAAGGUACUCAGAUCGAUAUACAUAUGCCUCUGAUCCACCAUCACGAAAACAUAUGGGGUCCAGAUGCUUCCUUGUUUGACCCAGGGCGGUGGGAUAGGUUAUAUGGCGAUAACACAAGCCCUUAUGCUUUCCAGGCGUUUCUCCAAGGUCCGCGAAUGUGUCCAGGGAAGAAUUUCGCGAUGGUUGAGAUUAAAGUCAUGCUCAUCGAACUGGUGAGUAAAUGGAGAUUCCUUGGUAUCGAACGCUGGGGCGGUACAAAUGCGAAUCACAGAAGCGACAAAAAAGGAGAACGGCAGCUGUUGGUUAAUGGAGAGGAGGAGGUAGGAAUAGGGAUCAAGCUAGCGAACCCGGCCUUAACGUAUAGACCGGCAGGCGGCCUGUUAGUUAGAUUUGAAAGGUUGUAA